AUGUGGGCCCGCACGGGCUGCAACUUCAACGAGUCGGGCCACGGCCCAUGCGAGACGGGCGACUGCAGGGGACAGCUGGCAUGCUGGGGUUCCGGCGGCCGCCCGCCGGCCACAGUGGUGGAGAUGACCCUAGGAACAGCAGCAGACCCAGAAACACACUACUACGACGUGAGCCUUGUGGACGGUUUCAACCUGCCGGCGUCGAUGGUGCCGGCGGCCGGCGGUGCCUGCGGGGUGGCGGCGUGCGAGACGGACGUGAACGCGUACUGCCCGGACAGCCUUGCGGAGAGGGGGCCCGGCGGAAGGGUGGUGGGGUGCAAGAGCGCUUGUGUGGCGACAGGAGCGGAUAAGUACUGCUGCACGGGGGAAUAUGGGAGUGCUCGAGCGUGUAAGCCAACGUCGUUUGCCAACCUGUUCAAGGCGUUGUGCCCGAGGGCGUACAGCUAUGCGUAUGAUGAGGCGGGUGGGCUCAAGACGUGCAGUCGGGCUAAGAGGUAUGUUGUCACGUUUUGCCCGCCUAACUGA
Messenger RNA from Striga asiatica, 525 nucleotides. The record is from the annotation of a GenBank genome assembly. NCBI's taxonomy places the organism in Eukaryota, Viridiplantae, Streptophyta, Magnoliopsida, Lamiales, Orobanchaceae.